This is a messenger RNA of Cannabis sativa, 747 nucleotides long. RefSeq lists its product as uncharacterized. The record is from RefSeq and is a predicted model, not a curated record. The transcript is spliced from 2 exons. Lineage: Eukaryota; Viridiplantae; Streptophyta; Magnoliopsida; Rosales; Cannabaceae. The coding region runs from base 1 to 747 and encodes 248 amino acids.
AUGAUUGCUUUUGAAGUAAUGCACUAUCUCAAACGGAAGGUUCAUGGUAAGAAAGGAUAUAUGGCUCUAAAGCUUGAUAUGAGUAAAGCCUAUGAUCGUGUUGAAUGGGGAUACUUAAGAGUAGUUAUGCUUCAAAUGGGCUUUGAUCAAAGGUGGGUUAACCUGAUUAUGACUUGUGUUACUAGUGUGUGGUACUCUACUUUUCAUAAUGGCCAUGUCAUGGGGCCGAUCACACCAUCCCGAGGUAUCCGACAAGGUGAUCCGCUUUCCACUUACUUGUUUAUAAUCUAUGCUGAAGGUUUCUCGGCUCUUAUCUCUCGUUAUGUCUUUUGUCAAGCUAAUAAUGGUGUCACUGGUAAUGUCUUAUCCCUACUUCGGAAAUUUGAAAGUGCGUCUGGCCAACAAGUUAAUUUGGGGAAAUCAUCUGUUUUCUUCAGUCCAAAUGUUCAUGAUCAACUUCACAAUAGUAUUUGCUCUAUACUUCAUAUGCCUGAAGCUUCUGAAAAUAGUUUUUACCUGGGGCUUCCUAAUAUAAUUGGGAGGAAUAAAAAUGUUAUUCUUGGUUUUCUUAAGAACAAGGUUUUGAAUAGGAUCAAUAGCUGGACUGGUAAGUUGUUAUCUAGUGCGGGUAAGGAGAUUCUCUUAAAAACAGUGGUUCAAUAUCUUCCCACUUAUGCUAUGAGUGUCUUCCUUAUCCCUCUCGGCACUUGUGAUGAAAUUGAGAAAUUAAUGGCUCGGUUUUGGUGA